CGCAGUGUAACAGACAGCGAAGAGUCUGGGCUUAAUUAGGGUUUUGGUGUAGAGAGAGACGAAAAGAGAGAGAAGCCAUGAGCAGAAGCUUGGGGAUUCCAGUGAAGCUACUGCACGAGGCUUCAGGGCACGUGGUAACGGUGGAGCUGAAGAGCGGAGAGCUUUACAGAGGGAGCAUGGUCGAGUGUGAAGAUAACUGGAAUUGCCAGCUCGAGAACAUCACCUAUACUGCGAAGGAUGGGAAGGUGUCACAGCUUGAGCAUGUCUUUAUUCGAGGCAGUAAAGUCAGGUUCAUGGUCAUACCGGACAUGCUGAAGAAUGCUCCGAUGUUCAAGCGUUUGGAUGCCAGAAUCAAGGGUAAGGGCUCAUCACUUGGAGUUGGUAGGGGCAGAGCUAUUGCCAUGCGAGCUAAAGCUCAAGCUGCUGGACGUGGUGCAGCACCUGGUAGAGGUGCAGCGCCUCCUGUUCGAAGGUAGUUUCCCUCCUAUGGCUCUUCUCCCCCCUUCUGUUGGGAGCAAUCAUUCCAAUCUAUCGACUUGAGUAGUCUCUAACCUACGGAAGGUGCAAGAGGAAUGGCUCUCGUUAUGCUUUGAGAAGGAAAAAAUGUAAACAUGGUACUGGAUCAUGGAAAAUUGCUAGGCUUCUUGUGUUUGUAUUAAAAUGUCAAAUUGCUUUGCUGCCAUCAUUUGGAUUUUGGAUCGAUUUUGCUACAAUAUGAUGGUAUAGUCUUCUCUAGGUGCUUUUUUAUGAAAGCACGGGCUCUUGUGCAGCCCCAACUUUAUGAAAAUAAGUUUUCCCUAAAGCCUAUUUGCUUGACCUUCCAAAGGCAAUUUAGUA
Messenger RNA from Tripterygium wilfordii, 837 nucleotides. Its product is annotated as small nuclear ribonucleoprotein SmD3b-like. The record is from RefSeq and is a predicted model, not a curated record. Gene Ontology annotation, cellular component: pICln-Sm protein complex; catalytic step 2 spliceosome; U12-type spliceosomal complex. Gene Ontology annotation, molecular function: RNA binding. Gene Ontology annotation, biological process: RNA processing; spliceosomal snRNP assembly. The coding region runs from base 78 to 476 and encodes 132 amino acids. Lineage: Eukaryota; Viridiplantae; Streptophyta; Magnoliopsida; Celastrales; Celastraceae. The transcript is spliced from 5 exons.